AUGUCUGAAAACAGCAGUGAACAGAAGAUCCUGAAGGGCAACGACCUGGUGCGGCUGAACAUCACCACGGCCCUGGUGCAGGUGCUGGUCUGGCCCUUCAUCUACAUCAACCUCUUCAUGUACUACACCUACCGCAAGAAGCCGGCGCUGUGGGCCGAGCCGCGCUUCUCCUUCUUCUCCCAGAUGCUGCUGGCCGACUCGGCCCUCUUCCUCAUGACCGACUUUGCCGUGAUCACCAUCCACGUGCACCUGCUGAUGCCGCUGGCGUUCUGCGUCCCGUUCGUGGCCGUCAUGCACGGGCUGACGCACGUCUCGCCCACCUUCAUCACCGCCAUGUGCCUGGAGCGCUACGUGGCCGUCUGCUUCCCCCUGCACCACGUCAGCGUCUUCACCCCCGCCCGGACCACGGGCGUGCUGGUCGUGGUGUGGCUCUUGUCUGCCCUGCGGCCGUUCGUGGACCUGUGCAUCAUGCUCUCCACCGUGCCCCGAAGCUACCUGAACGGAUGGAACUUCUGCUACUACGAGAUCAUCUUGGUGACCAAGUGGCACAUGCAGCUGAGGGGAAACCUGUUUAUUCUAAACUAUCUCGCCCUCAUCGCUAUUCUGUUGUGCUGCUACGGGGCGAUCAUCCGGGUGGCGCGGAGGGCUUCGGGGGACGACAAGAAGGCGGCGGCCAAGGGCCAGCGCACCCUCCUGCUGCACCUGCUGCAGCUGGUGCUGGCCACGCUGGAGGUCAUCUGCCCGUACUACGAGGCGCAGAUCAUGCGGACGGCGGACCUCAACACCUACAUCAUCGUGCGCUAUUUCAACUUCUUGGCGUUUGUCAUUCUGUCCAGGGCCAUCAUUCCGCUCAUCUACGGCCUUAGGGAUGAGAAGUUUUUGGUGGCCAUGAAGAGUGUUGCCGCGGGGUGGAAGGGGAGCAAGGUUCACGCUGGCAGAUGA
This is a messenger RNA of Engraulis encrasicolus (European anchovy), 942 nucleotides long. Its product is annotated as odorant receptor 131-2-like. The transcript has a single exon. Lineage: Eukaryota; Metazoa; Chordata; Actinopteri; Clupeiformes; Engraulidae. Gene Ontology annotation, cellular component: membrane. The record is from RefSeq and is a predicted model, not a curated record. Gene Ontology annotation, molecular function: odorant binding; G protein-coupled receptor activity; olfactory receptor activity. Bases 1 to 942 code for a protein of 313 amino acids. Gene Ontology annotation, biological process: detection of chemical stimulus involved in sensory perception of smell; G protein-coupled receptor signaling pathway.